Messenger RNA from Platichthys flesus (European flounder), 4213 nucleotides. RefSeq names its product epidermal growth factor receptor substrate 15-like 1. Gene Ontology annotation, molecular function: calcium ion binding; cadherin binding. NCBI's taxonomy places the organism in Eukaryota, Metazoa, Chordata, Actinopteri, Pleuronectiformes, Pleuronectidae. The record is from RefSeq and is a predicted model, not a curated record. Gene Ontology annotation, cellular component: clathrin coat of coated pit; plasma membrane; cytoplasm. Gene Ontology annotation, biological process: endosomal transport; endocytosis. The coding region runs from base 12 to 2588 and encodes 858 amino acids. The transcript has 25 exons.
CACCAGGAAAUAUGGCGGCGCUCAUGACGCUCAGUCAGCUCUCGGGUGGAAACCCAGCCUAUGAACACUACUACAGACAGCUGGAUCCUGGGAACACAGGCAGAAUAUCAGCUGUAGACUCGGCUCAGUUCCUUAAGAAGUCCGGGCUGUCGGACAGCACAUUGGGGAAGGUUUGGGAUUUGGCAGAUUCGGAACGUAAAGGAUAUCUGGAUAAGAGGGGUUUCUUCAUCGCUUUGAGACUGGUGGCCUCAGCACAGGGGGGAAAUGACAUCAGCCUCAACAACCUCAACCAAAUCCUAGCGGCACCGAAAUUUAAAGACAGCAGCAGCCCAUUGUUAAGUGCUCCCACGACAGCGCCUGACUCGCAGUGGGCAAUAAGGCCUGAUGAAAAAGGAAAGUUUGAGGGUAUUUUUGAGAGUCUGGGUCCUGUGAAUGGUCUCCUCCCCGGGGAUAAAGUCAGGCCCGUUCUGAUCAACUCCAAGCUACCUCUGGAUGUGUUAGGAAAGAUUUGGGACCUAAGUGAUGUCGAUAAAGAUGGACUUUUGGACAAAGAUGAGUUCACAGUGGCCUUGCAUCUGGUGUACCGAGCCAUGGAGAUGGAGCCCGUCCCAACGAGCCUACCCACUUCCCUCAUCCCCCCUUCCAAAAGGAAGAAGUCUGCCGGUGCCAUGCCCGGUGCUGUGGCUGUGCUGCCGGGUCUCGCGGGGUUUCCAUCCGGCCACGGUCUUUUCAAAGACUCCUUGCGAAGCACUCCUCCUCUGAGCAGCCCUACUCCCCUCAGCGUCAGUGCCGUGAACCUCUCUCCACAACACUCCUUCAAAUCCAGCACACAGCCGGCGGUGAACUGGGUGGUGCCGGUGGCCGACAGGGAGCGAUAUAAAGACAUUUUCAAUCAAACAGACUCAGACGGUGACGGCCUGGUCACUGGCACAGAGGUGAUAGAGAUCUUUAUGCAGUCCAGUCUUUCCCAGACAAUGUUGGCGCAGAUAUGGGGAUUGGCUGACACUAAACGGACUGGAAAGCUGAACCAUGAGCAGUUCUCUCUGGCCAUGUAUCUGAUUCAGCAGAAGGUCACUAAAGGUGUCGACCCACCCUCCAGUCUCACCCCAGACAUGAUUCCCCCCUCAGAAAGGACUGGAACAGCAGCAACGGUUCCCAGCUAUGGGGGCCUUCUGUCCUCUGUGAGGCCUGAACCUGCUGCACUUGCCAGUAUGCGCAGAGACAGCAACAGCUCCACAGGGUCGGCCGAGCUGACAGGCAUCAGAGAGCUGGAUGACCUCGGUCAGGAAAUAACUCAGCUGCAGAGAGAGAAAUUCAUCCUGGAGCAAGAGAUCAGGGAAAAGGAGGAUGCCAUCAAGCAGCAAAACAGUGAAGUUCAGAAUAUGCAGAAUGACUUGGACAGGGAAGGCAGCAGCCUGCAGGACCUGGAUUCCCAAAAGCAGGAUUCCCAGGAGCGUCUGGAGGAGAUGGAUCAGCAGCGCUCCAAGCUGGAAGGGAUGCUCAACGACAUCAAGAUGAAGUGCCAGGAGGAAUCUCAAAUGAUAUCGUCCCUGCAGAGCCAGAUCCGCUCUCAGGAGAGCGACGUCCAGAGCAGGGAGGAUGAAAUGAGCCGCACCAAGGCAGACCUGAGCCGGCUGCACGAUGAGGAGGUCCAGCUGGAGCAGAGCCUGCUCUCUGGUCAGGUCCAGCUGGACAGCAUCAUCAAGUCGCUCAAAACCACCCAGGAAGAGAUCAACCAGGCUCGCAGCAAGUUGUCAAUGAUCCACGAAAACCAGAAGGAGAUGACCAAGACCAUUGAGCAGUACAACAGUGCCUUGAGCGACAUCAAUGGAGGAAACUUCAGCAACCUGCCGGACUUAAGUGAAGGUUUCGACUUGAAGGAGAACGGUGGAUUCAGGGGCACGGAUGAUUCUUUCAAGUCGAAAAUCGCCAUGUUCAACACCAGCAAUGCUAAAGAGGCACCAGCUGACCCCUUCCAGACAGAAGACCCCUUUAAGUCCGACCCCUUCAAAGAUCCAUUUGGAGCAGACCCUUUUAAGGAGAGCGAUCCCUUCAAAGGCACCUCAUCUGAAGAUUUCUUUAAGAGGACGGAUAAGUCAGACUUGUUCGCAUCCUCAGAACCCUUCGGAAGAAAACCCUCACUGCCAGCCAAGCCAAGUGCCUUCAGCGGCGGUGAUCGCUUCACAUCAAACAGCCCGAAGCCAAACGUUUCAGAAGUGUUUGGGAAAGUGGACCCUUUUCGAAGCCAGUCGUUUGGAGGCAAAGGAGGUGGUUUUGCUGACUUUAGUCAGAUGUCAAAGAAACCAGACAACCCAGUGCUCCCAUCAAAGAAAAGUGUGCCUAACCGACCUGCACCUCCCUAUGUGGGUGUGCUCGGUUCGGGUGCGUCAGAGCCGUUCCAGAGUGUUUGCUCCGCGGCCGACAGUAAACACUCUAAUGUUUCGGCAGACUCGAGUAAAACAUCCAAAGACUGUCCUGUGGGUUUUGCACAUUUUGACUCUGAUCCGAACAUGUCAAGUUUGGAAGUGAGAACCAGCAGCUGGAAUGGGCCAAGCAGGAGAGUCAGCGGGCGGAGCAGGACCGGCUGAGGAGGCUCCGGCUCCAGGAGCAGCAGGACCUGGAGCUCGCCAUCGCCCUCAGCAGGGCCGACAUGCCCAGUGCCUGACCAGGCACGCCCCACCGCAGCUUUCCAGUCCUCUUCCUCUUGCCUUACAAUCCUCCGUCCUCUGGCGCAAGACAACAGCACCGACGCUGGCCCGACAUGACUAGCCCCUGUUACCAAUUUGUGCAAGACACCAGUGUUUCCCCCCCCGUCAAAUGACUCCACAUUUAGCCACCGGUUAAGGUUCAUUGCUCCCAAACUACAUGGCAACUAUAAUCAGGGACAAUACGGAGCCACUUGAUUUAAGCCUGGCUUCAUCCUGCAAGACCAGAGCGAUUUAACGAAACCCAAACCAGAAGGCUUCUCCACUACAACCUAAAUCUAGCUCCAUAUCUCGUCAUGGUUAAUCACCCUGCCUUAACCAAAAGCCUGUAUGUUGCAAAAAAAAAAAAGAAACGGCAAUCUUAAGAAUAUUUUACCAUUUUUAUUUGUGUACAAAAGCAAUGAAUCUGUUGAGUAUGAAGGACUUGCAGAGUGCGCUGUAUAAACUGUUUUAUAUAACCUUUGAUUACUCCGAAAAAGUAAUAUUGAAAGUCAAACCAAUACAGGCUAACAACUCUGUUGGCGUGAGUUUGUGCGAGAGUUCUGUUCAUAAACUGUAAAUAUUGAUAGUUUUAUUUCCAAGUCCAUCUCACAGGACUAGAUUUUAGUUAUUUGGCAUGAACAUGGCAUGAUUUAGAUUUUCAUUUCAAACGUUACAAGUGUUUCCUUACAAUUCAAAAUGCAUAUCUUAUAUUUAUGGCCUUAGAGUCUGUGGAUUGAAGAAACGUUUGAAAAUAAUCAAACCGGAACAUACAUGUCAAUGUAGAAGUUGUGAUGAUUUGGGAAACUGAUGAGCAUUUUAUUCCUUUAGCAAAGCUUCAGCUAGUUAACUUCUUGUGUUUAGAGUCAUUAGGACGGUAGAGAUAAUCAUGGAGGUCUUCCUUUCUCCUGAAUCCAAGUUCAGUCGGUUUCCCCUGGAGCGCUGUUGAUCCGCCCCCCUCUGAUGUCAGCUGGUUUGUCAUUGGCUGCCUUGUUGUAACGCCCAAACAACCUGCACUCCCAUACAACUAAAAGCCUCUAUCAAAUGGACAAAGUGUAAACCUACGUUGUUUAUUCUGGUGCUGUUACAUUUUAGAUUUAUCCUCUUUUUACAUCCUUUUCUUCUUCUUCUUCACAUCAUGCACUCAUGCACAGUAAGGUCUGCUCUUUAGCAAGUUUUUAGCUUUUUGCUCCAAUCAACCAUUGGAUUGUUAUUUUUAAAGCUCUGUGUCUUUUCUGUGCAUUAAUAUCUAACGAUCCAGUUGAGGGACAUUUGUGUAAACGCCCUUACACGGCUUCCUUGUAGUUAUCAAACACUAAUCAGGUUUAUUCGGCACAUGAUGUAGGCACUGUAUAUUCCAGCUCCUACUGGACAAGGUGGCAUUGCCUUAUUUAUCCACAUAUCAACAUUUUAACGUUAUAUUGCAAAGUAUGUGAUGAUGAUAUAUAUAUAUAUAUAUAUUAAACAAUUCUUAGAGCUGCUCAGAAGUGUACUAGCUUUUAAUUGAAUAAAAGUGAUUUUUAACAUUA